Molecule: messenger RNA, 2045 nt
Organism: Sphaerodactylus townsendi
Lineage: Eukaryota; Metazoa; Chordata; Lepidosauria; Squamata; Sphaerodactylidae
Gene: PRR15
Product: proline rich 15
Exons: 2
Coding region: 914-1297 (127 amino acids)
Source: RefSeq, a predicted model, not a curated record
UCCCACAGGUAGAAUCCAAACUGCAAACCUAAGUGACAAGAAUCAGACUAAAACAAUGAACAACAGAAAGAUCCGUAGCAUAUGAAUGGCAAAAUAAGCCAGGCUAUUUAUAUAGCCUUGGAGAGCAGCUCUGCCUGGCACUCUCUCCUUCUUCCUGCCAACAGAAUAGUCACAUGGGCAGCAAGACUGGCAGAGGUGGAAAGAACCCAUGACAGCGUUACAAGGAAAUCAGCCCAGGAGGAAGGAAGAAAGCCAAGUUGUACUGAAUGGCCACCAUCCAAAUUGAACUGGUGGAGACAAAAAGAAAAAGUUGUACCCUGCUGCCUGCAUCUCUCCUUGCCUAUUGAUUUAUACGGUGCUGCCACUUUUCCCACUCCUGAGCCAAUCCAUGCUAAGCUUCCAUUCCAUAGGAACCAAUCCCAAUUAGGCAGCAGAAGAAAGGGCGGGGGUUCUCUCAGGAGCUUACCGACACCUGAUUCCUUGUUUUCCCAGUAUCAGGUAUACAGGUCGGACCUCAGAAGAAAGUGACUCGGGCGGGUGACAUUUGUAAAAAAAAAUUAAAGUUGAGGAAAGAAAAGUGUUUCCCUUAGACGGCCGGUGCCUUUUCCCAGGUGCUUCUAGUAGCCCCUGGAAACAGCCAAGCUAAACUGGCUAGAGGCAGAGGGGCUGCCCAAGUUGCAGAAGUGUGUGUGCCACCUGCGACAGUUCUGAGGAGGAGCGGGCGGGCGCCGGAAAGGGCUAGUUCUCCUGGGCUAGUUCUGCGCGGCAGCCUGUUGCUGCGGUAGCGAGGAGUUCCCCGGAGCAAGUCCAGCUAACGCCGCUUCCAGCUGGGGCUACGGGAUGGAUUGACGACCCCAGCUCCUGCGGCCAACAGGACCCUGGCAGCCCCGACCUAGAGAAGGGUGCGUAAAAGAUGGCUGAGAGCGCGGCAGCAGCCGCCCCCUCGAGCGGGCCCGGCGGCAAAAGCGGCUCGUCAGGCACGUGGUGGAAAUCGCUGACCUCCCGCAAAAAGGCCAAAGAGGCACCGGCGGCCGCGCCAGGAGCUCCCCGAACGCCGCCCCACCCCUCGGAGCCGCCCCUCGCCCCGCCCAACCCCUCGGACUCGCUGGAGACCCCGCAGCCCCCCAACUUGGGCAGCGGCAGCCGCAGGAACCUGCGCAUCUCGCGCUCGGGCCGCUUCAAAGAGAAGCGCAAGGCUCGCGCCACGUUGCUCGCCGAAAGCCCCCAGCAGCUGUUCGAGAGGGGAGGAGGAGGAGCCCCCGCUGCGCUCCCUGGAGAGGAGGCGCCGUGCCCGUGACCGCCCCCGGGGCGGGGCCUCCCGUCUCCUUUGCACCUCGGGGAGCUGCGGCUCGAUUGCAGGAGGAACUGCUUCUUGCAGCAGCAGUCGCCGCCUCCCGAAUGAGAAAGCGCUUUGGAAACAGUCGCCUUGGCUCCAGCCGGAGAGGGCCGCCUUUGCACCUUGCGUGACCGGGAGUUGCGGGGCGAGCUAUCGGAGGAGGGAAAUCCUCCCCUUCUCCGCCUCACUUCUGGGAGAACACGAGGAGGAGGAAGGCCUGCACCUUGACCUGUUGCAGGGGAAGGGCAGCAACGACUCCGGAACAGUGCGAAUGUGUAAUGAGAGCUUAGCUUAGGACACAAAGAAGAAGCAAACAAGUCGCCCUUCCAGUUCUUUCCCAGCACAUUGCCAUGGCAUUACAGUUUGCAAAGAGGACCGUGUCCCCGAGAAUAUCAUUAUCACUGUACAUUCUUGCCUCCUGCUUUUGGAGGGCGCAGGGAAUUGUGUAGUGCUUAGUACGACGUAGAUGUGGAUGCUAGAAUUAUUUUGAAUGGGAAUAAGAAUUGUAACAAAUAUCCACUAAUGGGUCUGAAUGCUACAUCUCCCAAAUCAGAGAGCCAGACAUACAACAUAAAGUUGCAGUGGGUCUGUCCUGAAAAGAACAUUUUAAGUCUGUUUGUAAGGUCUCAUGCAUUCCCUGUUCAAACUUCUUAGCUGGAUUAAAGAAAGGAGUCCUGUUGCUCAAAUAACUAGGAUUUCUAAAAAGUGA